This is a messenger RNA of Harpegnathos saltator (Jerdon's jumping ant), 1991 nucleotides long. Its product is annotated as probable serine hydrolase. The transcript has 5 exons. The record is from RefSeq and is a predicted model, not a curated record. Lineage: Eukaryota; Metazoa; Arthropoda; Insecta; Hymenoptera; Formicidae. Gene Ontology annotation, cellular component: membrane. The coding region runs from base 158 to 1093 and encodes 311 amino acids.
AGAAUAAUAACUAGAGAUUUUUCCUCGCAGUCUUGACUAGUCUCACCGACGUGACGGACUAACAGUGCUUGCGAGUAAAGCUUAGAGCGAAUGGCAUAUUAGGAUCAAGUAUUUUAUAAGUGUAGAUUGUCAGACUAUUGAAAAUUGCUAUAUCAAAAUGAAUACCAAUGGGAAUAGCUCUUCCGACAAUGCCGUGCACGGAUGUAAGGAAAGAGAUGCUGAAGAGAUUAAGAUACCGAUGCCGUGGGGUCAUAUAAGUGGAAAAUGGUGGGGGCCAACAAAUAAACAGCCUAUAAUUGCAAUACAUGGCUGGCAAGACAAUGCAGGAACAUUUGACAACUUGGCAUCAUUGUUGCCAUCAAAUAUAGCUAUAUUGAACAUAGAUUUACCUGGUCAUGGCUUCUCUUCUCAUCUACCAGAUGGACAAUUCUACUAUGUAUUUUGGGAUGGGGUUUUUAUACUACGUAGAAUUAUUAAAUAUUACAAAUGGGACAAGGUAAGCCUCCUUGGGCAUUCACUGGGUGGUGCCAUAUCUUUUCUAUAUGCAGCAUCAUAUCCUGAUGAAGUUAAUCAUCUCAUAAGUUUGGAUAUUGUUAGUCCAGCUGUACAAGAUGUCACAAAAAUAGCUAGCCUCACUGGAGAAUAUAUCGACAAAUUCUUAAAAUAUGAAUUAUUGUCACUGGAUAAUGUGCCAUGUUAUGAAUAUGAUGAAAUGCUUGAUAUAGUGUAUAAGGCUUAUGACGGUUCUAUAACAAAGGAAUCAGCAGAAAUAUUAAUGAAACGUGGUAUAGAACCAGCAUAUUCAAGGGGAAAAUAUGUUUUUUCUCGUGAUGCAAGACUAAAGGUUGCAUUUUUGGGGAUGCCAUCUCUAGAAUUAGUACUUACUUAUGCAUCUCAAAUAAAAUGCGCUUAUCUCAAUAUUCGUGCUGUUCCUGGAUUAAAAUUUGAACGAUCUGAAUAUUACUAUGCAGUACUGGAAAAAAUAAAAGUGCAAGCUAGGAAAUUCGAAUACCAUGAAGUGGAAGGAUCACAUCACGUACAUUUGGAUGCACCUGAAAAAAUUGUAUCUAUAAUAACAAAUUUUCUAUUAUAGAAUCAGUAAUGUUAUUUAUUUAUUAAAGUAGUUACUUAAAUUUGUCCUUAUUUCUCAAUUAUAAACAAUGAUAUUCAAAAGCACAUUGCUACAAAUUGAUCUCUGAUAUGUGCUUACAUCAUUAUUCGUUAUAAUUUGUCGAACUUAACAAAUAUUCAAUAUAUUUUACGGUAUCAACCUUAUCAUUAAACAUAAUAGGGAAAUAAAUUUAUUCAUUAUAUUAAUAAUGUUUAAUAGAACAAAGUACUUAACAAGCAAUUAAUAAUCAGUGAAUCGAUUUAAUAUCUAAUCUUGAACUUAGCCAAAAUUCUUAAAAGUACAGUAAUUAAAUUUUCAAAUUACUAUUUUCUAAAUGACACGUUUUAAUUAAUAAUAACAUUCCGUUUUGCUGAACGCAAUCAUUGUUUUAUUAUUGUACGUAAAAACAAAACUCUUUUUGAAGAGGAUAAUUAACGCUUUAAUAAAUAAAAAACCUAUAUGCGUGCUAUUUAUGUGGGUAUAAAAGUAGAAAGAAAUGAAAAUAUAUUGAUUUUGUGCUCAAAUUACUUUAAAGAAAUAAGAAACGUAAUGUCAUUCUUAUGUAAUAUUUGUUAGACAUAUUUUCAAAAAUAAAAUUAAUUUUAUAAAUGAGAUCUUGUAUAAAAGCUGUCUAUAUAUGUAUGUAUACAUACGUCACACGCACUGACACACAUAUAUGUAUAUGCGUAGAUAUGUAAUAAUUUUGAUAUAAUAAGCUAGGAACGUCGAUCUACAGAAUUAUCACGUCUAUCAGAGGUACUUUCAAGAAAAUAGAUGUAUUAAACGAUUAGUAGAUGUGUUAAAUGAUUGUUUACUCAUUUAAUCUUAACUGUAUGUCACAAAAAAUUGACUUAAAUAACAAGAAUAUGCAACAUUUUAA